AUGACAGGGCCAGUUUUGUGGCAAAGUUUUGAUUACCCACAUAAUACGUUGCUGCCUGGAAUGAAACUUGGCAUGAACCUCAGGACUGGUCAAAACUGGACUCUUUCGUCUUGGAUAAGUGAAAAGCUUCCAUCUCCGGGGCCUUUCCAACUAGGCCUGGAUCCUUCCGGUACUAGCCAGUUGCUCUUGUGGCGACGUGGAGAAGUUUACUGGUCUAGUGGAGUGUUACAAAAGAAUGGAAGUUUCAAAUCAGCACCUCUACUAACAUGGAUGACGGGUGACAUCGCUGAAUUCAAGUUUGUAACAAAUGGGGAAGAGAGGUACUUCACAUAUUUAAUUAAGUACAAGUCUGUUUUCUCCAGUCUUGACUUGGACACGCUAGGUCAGCUCACAUUAGUCGUUGAAGACAGGAGAGGCCCUAACAAUCGCUGGACAUAUGACACUGCUAGUCCUUGCAACUAUGAUGCCAAGAAUUCCACAGCUAUUUGCCUAACAGAAAAGCCCGUCCCGUGCCGUAAAGGGUCUGAGUUUUUUGAGCGAAAGAGGGGGUAUAUGGUUGGAUAUGAGUACUAUUACUAUGAUUCUGACAUAAAUUUGUCACUCAGUGAUUGCCAUCGUCAAUGCUGGAAGAAUUGCUCCUGUGUUGCUUAUCAGUCUUUUACAAGUAAUGAUACUGGAUGUCAGUUUUGGAGAAAAGGAUCAGAGUUCACCCCAAGCGAUAACUCUGAAUUUCUUUAUCUUCUUCUUAACCACGGCAGCAGUGAGGGCAAAAAAGACCAUAAACUGAACUUUUAA
Messenger RNA from Diospyros lotus (date-plum), 795 nucleotides. RefSeq names its product G-type lectin S-receptor-like serine/threonine-protein kinase SD1-1. The coding region runs from base 1 to 795 and encodes 264 amino acids. The record is from RefSeq and is a predicted model, not a curated record. Lineage: Eukaryota; Viridiplantae; Streptophyta; Magnoliopsida; Ericales; Ebenaceae. The transcript has a single exon.